AUUGUGUUAUGAUCCAAGCCGCCAUCUUACCCUGCUUGCCGAAGAAGUACCCCAAUUUUUCCGACAUCGCAAAAAUGUAAAGCGGCUUUUAUGUACAAUCCAAGGACCUACAGUAGAUUUUAGACUCUGUGAACGAUGCUGCUUAUCCCUUCGACCGUAGCAAUGUCCACUUGACAAAGAGCUUUGCCGUGUUUGUGUGGAAAUCGUCCCGGUUUCGCUCGCGAUGUCGUCCGACCACAGGCCGGUCCUGCGCACACAGCUCAGACUGGAUGGGAAAUGGCUGAAAACUGAUUUACAGUGUGCGUUCUCCCGAGAUGGUCUGAGUUCGCUGUGGAACGAGCUGGUGAAGGAUGGAGAGGUUACCGUGGGAACGGCAGACACCAUCAUCAACUCUGCAGGGGUGCCCGCCAGGAAGGGAGAGACUGGUAAAUACUACUGUGGGCUGAAGUUGCCAGUUUGCAGCUGCUGUGACGGGCACUGUGGACCAGACAAGGGGUGUAACUGCGCGGCGUGUCAGCGGCUGGACCAGAUGGAUAGGGACCUACUGCAGGAGGAGAGCAGUAAACCGUCUCUGGCACGGACGCUGAUCGAACAGUGGACCUGGGGCAAGCAACCAGAUGUGGGCCAGCUGCGGGAAUGUCUGCAGUCGCUGGUGUAUGAGCAACAACAGCUGUGCUCCCAGGCCGCUGCCACCACGCUGUCCGCGGUGCGUCUGCAACAACGACUGACUGUCCUGCAGCGCUACUUCAUCGCUCUGGCCAGGCACAACCCUGCCGAGAAGGCCGUGGCUCCGAACAAGCAGUCCGCAGCUGUCAUACCUAAAGGAACGAAAAGUGUGCUGAAGCCCCACGAGAAGGCGACCAUGGGUCUGGCUCGGGUCGGCUGCAGAGCGGCGCUGUCCUUCGCCUUCGCCUUCCUGAGACGAGCCUGGAGAACUGGCGACGAUGCAGACCUCUGUACCGAACUGCUGCAGGAGUCUCUGGACGCCCUGCGGACCCUCCCCGAGGCCACCCUGUUCGACGAGUCGAGCGUGUCGUCCGUCUGGCUGGAGGCUGUGGAGAGGGCAACCAAGUUCAUCAGAUCUGUGGUCAUGGGAGACUCAAACGGCGGAGCAGCGGGUGGAAAGACGGGUGGCAGCGGAGGAAACAUCCCCGUGUCGGACCAGCACACGGCCCUGGCGCUACUUUUGGAACUGGCCGUGCAACGCAGCUCGCUGAACCAUCUACUGAGCGCUGUGCUACUGCUGCUGCAGCUCUGGGACAAUGCUAACAAACAGGUGACUGACAACAGGUUUGACUCUAACGGCACCCGGGCGCCGCUGGUUCCACUGCUAUGCCGGUUUCAGGAUAUUCCCACUUCUCGCACACGGACCACGGACGGGGCCAAACUGGAGGAGUCCGGCAUGUCCAUGAGCAUCAGCCCUACGGAGUGCUUCCUGCGGUACAUCACCCUACCUGAGGCGGAGGACACACCUGUGGACCUGAGGCAGACAGCUGUCGUCAUCAUGUCACACCUGGACAGGCUGGCCACGCCCUUCAUGCCUCCUACAUCCACCAACACUGGGCACAAGAUGCCAGGAACAGGCAGUACCCAGGAGGUUCUAGGCUGGGGCUGGCUGGCAUGGACGGGUGCUAACAGCCCAAACAGUAGUGGGCACACAUGUGAGAUGUUGGGGGAACUGUGUAUGCCAGGAACUGGUAGUACCCAGGAGGUUCUAGGCUGGGGGUGGCUGGCAUGGACGGGUGCUAACAGCCCCAACAGCAGUGGGCACACAUGUGAGAUGUUGGGUGAGCUGGGUGUUCUACAGCUGGCCUGUGCCGAGCGGUGUCUGAUCGCUCUCACCAAGACUGGCAGGGUCUACAUGUGCUUCUACAGCUCAGAGAGCCAGGGUCCCCAGCUGAUGGAGAGCCUAGCGGAUAAGGAGGUGCUGAAGGUUGCGGCCCAUCCGGAGGGGAAACACUACAUGGCGCUCACGUCCGAGGGAGAAGUUUACUCCUGGGGCAAUGGGGACGGGGGCAGACUGGGACACGGGGACACAAAUUCCCGCGAAGAACCCACACUGGUGCGAGGGUUGUCGGGGAAACAGCUCGGGAGACACGUGGUGCACAUCGUGUGUGGCAGCACCUACAGCGCAGCCAUCACUGCUGACGGAGAACUCUUCACAUGGGGCAGGGGGAACUAUGGCAGGCUCGGACAUGGGAGCAGUGAGGACCAGCUGACCCCCACCCUCGUGGUGAGCCUGAAGGGUCGACGGGUGAUUGACAUCUGCUGCGGGAGCGGCGACGCCCAGACUCUGGCUGUAACUGAUGAUGGUACGGUAUGGUCCUGGGGAGACGGAGACUAUGGGAAGUUGGGGAGGGGAGGCAGCGACGGCUGUAAGACUCCGAAGAUCAUCGACAGACUGCAGGGCCAGGACAUCGUUAGGGUUUGCUGCGGGGCUCAGUUCUCGCUGGCUCUCACAAAGACUGGACAUAUCUGGACAUGGGGUAAGGGAGACAGCCAGAGACUGGGCCAUGGCACGGAGGAGCAUAUCCGCUUCCCCAAACAACUGGAAGGUCUGAGGGGUAAGAAGGUGGUGGAUGUGGCGGUGGGGUCCAUGCACUGUCUGGUCAUGACAGAGGAGGGAGAGGUAUAUGGCUGGGGCCGCAACGACCAGGGUCAGCUGGGAGACUCUUCCUUCAGCACCAAGUCAGACCCCACUCUGAUGCCGCUGGACGGCAAGUCUAUCAGUGGCAUCUCCUGUGGACCUGCUCAGAGUUUCUGCUGGACGUCAACAGGACACUGGAGUGUUGGUCUGCGGGUGCCGUUUGUGGUGGACGUGUGCCACGGGACGUUCCAACACCUAGACCAGCUGCUGCAGCGCGUGUGCGAGGGGCUGGACGGUCGCAGCGACUGGCCACCACCACAGGAGAAGGAGUGUAUGGCCGUGGCUGGGCUCAACCUGCUCAGGUUGCAGCUCCACGCUGCCAUCACCCAGAACGAGGACCCAGCCAGACUAAAUCUCCAGCCGGGCAGCCCCCUGCUGAACAGCCUGAAGCAGCGUGUGGUGGAGCUGGCCAGUAAUACAGGAGUACUAGGGACGGUACAGACAGCUGCACAGGCUACACUACAGAGUGGCUGGCUCCUACUGCUGCCUACGGCUGAGGAACGGGCCAGGGCGCUGUCAGCACUCUUACCUAGCGAUGCCUCUGGAGACGGAGCGUCCAUGACCCCCGGGCGGAGGUUCAUGAUGGACCUGUUGGUCAGCAGCCUGAUGGCAGACGGAGGGCUGGAGUCUGCUCUCGCUGCAGCCAUCAAGACAGAGAUGCAGGAGAUAGAGGGAAUGAAAGAGAAGGAACUGGAGAGACAUCAAGACGAACGAGAGGAGGACACCUCGGCUACAGCGGGAAAGACGGAAGAAAAGGCCAAGAAGGUGGAAGCUGAUAUCAGGAGAGUGCGGUCGUCUGGGUCCACCAUUCCACUGCUUCAGUUGAUGCAACAGCUGCUUAGGAAUGUUUCCUCCCAGACUCUGAUGAGACUAAAAGAGUUUGCCCACGACGUGAACAGAGUGAACGGGUACCAGUUCUCUGGUGUAGAGGAGAAGGACUCUGAUGAGAUAAGAGUGAACGGGGACCAGAUCACUGGUGUAGAGGAGAAGGGUUAUGAUUAUGUGUUCUGUUGGAAUGUUUCCUCCCAGACCCUCAUGAGACUAAAAGAGUUUGCCCACGACGUGAACCGAGUAAACGGGUACCAGUUCAGCGGUGUGGAUGAGAAGGGUUAUGAUUUACAUGUACUCUGUAUGUUGAAUGUUUCCUCCCAGACUCUGAUGAGACUAAAAGAGUUUGCCCACGACAUGAACAGAGUGAACGGGUACCAGUUCUCCGGUGUGGAGGAGAAGGGUUAUGAUUAUGUCUUUUGUUGGUCUUCAGAACAUUAUGAUUUACUUUCUGUGUUUUCUGUCCACAGGAAUGUUUCCUCCCAGACUCUGAUGAGACUAAAAGAGUUUGCCCACGACGUGAACAGAGUGAACGGGUACCAGUUCAGCGGUGUGGAGGAGAAGGGGAAGUCCCCGUCUCAGGACCUGCUUCUCCGUUUCCAGCGUCUGCUGGUUGGGAAACUCUUCCCCAUGGAGGAGGCCAGGGACAAGGCAGGCGUGGAGGAGAUAGGUGCUGAUGUCCCUGCAGAUCUGGAGUUGCUGGGUGCCGGGUCCCUCCUCAGGAAGUACGUGGCUCUGCUGUGUAUCCAUGUGGCGGACGUGCUUCCUGUGGCCGCUAGCCUCGCAGCCAUCAGUGCCAAGCAUUUCGCUGUGGUGUCCAGCGUCCUAAGUGCAGACCUCUCCGGAGUGCUGCUGCCAGAGCUGGUGGUCUGCAUGGUCCUCCUGCAGACGCAGGCUGCAGAUGUGCUGCAGGAGUCCCGAGCCAUCCAGCCGCUGGGCAGCCUGCUGGAGCUGCUGGACCGGUACAACCGGCUGGCGCCCGGGCUGGAGAGGGACGAUGGAGAGGACCUGGCAUGGCCCGGGGUUCUUGCGCAGCACCCUUCUCUGUUGGAGAGGGACGAUGGGGAGGACCUGGCCUGGCUGGGGGUCCUCGGGACGAUAUCUUACAUCACGGCAGCCACGCGGCCCAACGAAGACGUCCAGCUGAUCCGUAAGGCCGACCUUGAGAACCACAACAAGGACGGGGGGUUGUGGGUCGUCAUCCACGGGAAGGUGUACGACGUGAAGGACUUCCAGCUGCAGGCGCCGUGCGGCAGCGAGAACUUACUGGAAUAUGCUGCUCGAGAUGCCACUGAGGCAUUUGAAGAGGCUCACCACUCCCAGGAGGCUCGGGACAUGAUGCAGGCAUUUUUUGUCGGGGUCUAUGUGGAGCCUGACCAGGACGUAGUCCACCCCAUGGACACCACGACCAUCUCGUCCCCCCUGAUAGACACGGAGCGUGUGCUGGGUCUGCUGAUGGGUCUGAGCGCCAACAGCCAGGCUCUCAGUCUGCCCGUCACCGCCAUGGAGGAAGAAUGUAGCCAGUGGUUCCAGUCGGAGCUCUUCUCUGGGGGGUUACAGUGUUUGCAGCCACCAAACCCAUUCCAAGAGGAGAAGGGCGAGGUGCGGUCCAGUGCCACCACCCCUGCCAGCACGGUCCCCCCUGGGGGUGAGGACAACCCCCUGGGGUUCAGGAGACUGUCCCGUCAGACCUCACAGACGGACCCAGCUAAACCAUUCCUACAGGCAUUAGCAGAGAGCCGUGUCCAGGAGCCCAGUGUGAAGCUGUUCCUCAGCAGUGUGGACCAGUACUGUAAGAGCCACCACUACGUCACACCCAUCCACUUCCCUCAGGACCAUCCUGUGGAGGAGGUUGGAAGACUACUGUUAGCCUGCCUUCUGAAGCACCUAGACCUGGGCCAUGCUGUCCUGACCUUCCUGGAGCAUCAGGCUUGCUCAUCAGACAGGCAGAUUCACACAGCUGAGGACACCCCUGUAGAACCCCCUUUAGAACAGACCACUGUAGAACAAACCCCUGCAGCACAAACCACUGCAGCACAGACUCCUGCAGCACAACAGGCUGAGCUGCCCAACUCUAUAGGAGACGUGUGUCAGGCUGUGUACCGUGCCAAAUGUUCCCUGAUUAAAGCUCACCAGGAUCUUGGCAGAUCCUACAAGGAGGUGUGUGCCCCCAUGAUAGAGAGAUGUCUGUUCCUGUUUAACGAGCUGCGCCCGGCAGUCGCGAACGAGCUGUCUCUGGUGCGGAGACUGAAGGUGCUCGCCACGCACACCAGAUGGAGAGCGUUUGUGCAGACAAUGAUUGAAGACAAGAGGAAGGAGAAGCAAGAAGCUGCUGCUGCUGCAGAGCUGGCUGCAGUGGCCCUGCAGCUGGAGGAGAAACAAGAGGCUGCAGUACUGCAGGAAACAAAGGAAGUUCAGGAGGAUGUUGGUAAGGAUGAUGAGGUGGAGGCAGAAGAGACAGGGCAGGGAGAUGGGAAGGCAGACGGAGAGGCUCGAGAGGAGAAGGAGCAGGAGGACGACCCUGAAGACGUGGUCAGAGAAGUCGCCAAGUUCAAGGCUAAGGAAUCCUGGGACAUGAUUCUGACAGCCAUCACGAGCGCCCGUAACUUCAAGUGGCUGAGACAGAGACUGACCGGAACCCGCUCGCACGCCGCGCUCAUGAACAAGAUCACCGAGUUCGUGCUGAAGGACGGACCCAUCGACGUGGAGAAACUGAGGAAAGCACUGCACAGACAGGUGGAGAGAGCGAGGUUGAGACUAAAAGGUGCGGAUGCGAUGCUGGAGCUGUUGUCGAAGGACUACCUGAUCCCGUCAGUGCGGUACCAGGUGCUGUGUGGCUGGCAGGGCCUGCAGUUCUCCACCAAGAGAAUCAGCGAUCCCCUUCCCCACUGCCUGGACAACGCGUCCCUCAUCCCUCCCAAUGAUCGCGUCUCCUUGGAGAUCGCCUUCGGGAGGCUGAACGAGUGGUCCAUCUCCACGCUGCGGGACGCUGUGCUCCACGCCGACCACAACUACAAGAUGUCCGCACAGGGAGCGGGGCCAGGGGCCGAGACAUUCAGUCUGGGCAUUCUUCCACAGGCCCGGUUCCUACUGGCAACCCUGGGUAUGCUGACGAUGCCACACCAGGCCACGGGGGUGAGCCAGCUGCUGAACAGGGGAGCUCUGGCACUCACACAGACCAUCAUGAGACUAGCAGGUCCCGACUCCCUGCAGGCUAGCGAGGAUCCCAGCUGUAACAACGUUGCUGCAGUGUUUGAGGAGAGCCGCAGCAAGCCACAGCCCCCUCCUGUGCCCAUCAGCGGGCCCGAGCUGGCCGCACUCAUGAAGCCGGGGGUCAGGGUGGUCAGGGGCGUGGACUGGAAAUGGGGAGACCAGGAUGGCCCACCCCCUGGUGAAGGGCGAGUGAUCGGAGACCUUGGUGAGGAUGGGUGGAUCCGUGUGCAGUGGGACACCGGCAGCACCAACUCCUACCGCAUGGGCAAGGAGGGCAAGUACGACCUGAAGCUGGCGGAACCUCCUCCACUCCUGGAGAAGGAGGAGGAGGAGGAGACAGACAUUGUUCCAGAUUCCAAGAACGCCAAGGACGACAGCACUCACCCGACAUCGCUGAUCCGGCGCGCCUGCUCGUCUCUUCUGCGAACACUGACCAUCUGCAUGGGCGUGCACGCAGAAAUCGUGCAGCGGGAGGCCGUCAGGACCGUGUGCGAGCUGCUCAGGGUGCUGGUGGAGAGCGGGGCCAUCGGGGAACAAAGUGCCCAGUCCAACAGUGGCACGAUCGCCUGCCUGCAGCACAGGGACUGGGCCACGCUGGGUUUCAUUCGCAGCAUCGCUACGUCACCCACCGUCUGCCACGCCCUCAGCACGCCGCAGUGGAUCGACCUACUGCUCAGGAUUGUAGGGGAGCAGCCUCUCAAUACAGCACUUACUAGACAGGUCCUGUGCCUGAGACUGCUCCACUCUGUCCUGCCGUCCUGGGAGCUGAGUCAGCAGGGCCAGCAGAUGAACAACAUCAUCAACCAGCUCUUCAGCCUGCUGGGCAGCGUGCUGAUGCAGUGUAAUGCUGACCCCGUCCUGCAAGCUAUAGACACUUGUAAGAAGAAGAAGAGUCCCCGGCCCAAGGUGGCCCUGACGUGCUCUCACAGCAGCACUGUAGCCGAGGAGCUGGUCUCGCUACUCCGAACGCUCCACGGCAUUGACUCCUGGAACAGGCUCAUAAAUGACUACAUCAGCAGUAACCUCAGCGUCAUCGCAGACAUCGUCAGCAACAAACCAAAACCACUACAGAUGUCUGAGAUGGAGGGUCAGGUGACCAUCAGCCAAACAGGAGCCGUCCUGGCCGUCCUCGCCGUGAUUGGCUCGGUGGACUCCAGAGUGAGGCUGGGCGGGCUGGUGCGGCACGACGAGUGGGGCGUGGGGACGGUGUCGGGUAUCCGUCAGAACGGGAAAAUCGUGGUGCAGUUCCACGACCUCAAGGCCGCGAAACUCUGCAAGCUGGCAAACCUCUGCAAGGUGAAUGAAGUGUGCUUCAGUGUGGACAAGCUGCCCAUGACCGACGCCAUCCUCAACACCUGGGGCUCCCUGGUUAGCUUGGCCACCGCAGGCUUCAAGCCAGACAGGGAGGGGGGCUGCCAGUCCAGAACUGGGACAGCGGACAAGACCAGAGAAGGCUUCAAGCCAGACAGGGAGGGGGGCCUCCAAUCUAGGACUGGGACAGCGGACAAGACAAGAGAAGAUGUCAUCAACAGAACAUUACUAAGGAAACAGCAGGUCCGGUUGGGGCUCCUGAAGGCGUCCGGCGUGUUAUUCCACCAGCAGAAGAACCUGCGUCGGAUCCUGGCCCUGGUCUCGACGCUCGACACCGCUCCGGCCGACCCCGGGUCAGAGGAGGAGGGCCUUCCCAAGGAGACUGUGACCUUAAUGCAGCAGCUGAUGUCUGCUGCCACCCAGCCCUCCCCUGUCAAAGCCAUAUUUGCAAGACAGGAGCUAGAGGCCGCUGCCUUAGCCGUGUGCCAGCACCUGGCGGCAGAAGUCAGCCGACCCUGCGCCCUCCCCCCUCCCAUCUCCAACUCCAACGUCACCAACAACUCCAACACCUCCCCCAACACCACUAUCAGCAACAUCCUCAGCACCUCCCCAAAGGAGCGCGCCAAGACUCCCCCCGUCAUACCCUCCAAGCAGCACCAAAAGCAGAAGAAGACGAGAAAGUCCAGCCCCCCUCCCCCAGUGCCGGUCGUCCAGCAGCUGAUCGAGAUGGGUUUUCCGCGGAAGAACGUCGAGUUUGCGCUGAAGUCACUGAGUGAGUCGGACGCUCCCAGCUCCGCUGCCCUGUCUACAGUCGGGGAAGGAUGCAGACAAAGCUCGACAUCCUCAGGUGAGACACCAGCUGCAGAGGCCUUGGUCAGCUGGCUGCUGGAGCACCCUGACAUACAGGUGCCAGACCUGUCUGAUGAGGAUGCGGGGAGUCUGUCGUCGGGGGAGAUCGUCUCUGAGUCAGAGUCGGAAGCUGAGGAACUGGAGGAUUUAGAGGCCUAUGGCAUCACAGACUCCAGGAGUUUUAAGAAGCGGUCAGACUUCCUGAGUAACGAUGACUACGCGCUGUACGUGCGGGACCACAUCCAGGUGGGGAUGAUGGUGCGCUGCUGCAGGACGUACGAGGAGGUACACGAAGGGGACAUCGGACGGGUCGUCAAGUUGGACCGAGACGGCCUCCAUGAUCUGAAUGUGCAGGCCGACUGGCAGCUGAAGGGAGGGACGUACUGGGUCCGGUACAUCCACGUGGAACUGUUGGGGCAUUCCAGUAACCCAGCCCCAGGCAGUGCAGUGAAGGUGGGAGACAAGGUGCGUGUGAAGCGCUCCGUCACCACGCCCAAGUACAAGUGGGGCUCUGUCACCCACAACAGCAUCGGGGUCGUCACAGCCUUCAGUUCGAACGGUAAGGACGUGACAGUAGACUUCCCCGAGCAGUCCCAUUGGACAGGCCUGGUCUCAGAGAUGGAACUUGUGCCUAGCAGCCAUCCUGGGGUCACGUGUGAUGGCUGCCAGAUGUUCCCUAUUAACGGCCCCCGUUUCCAGUGCAAGACCUGCGACGACUUUGACUACUGCGAGAACUGCUUCAAGACCAAGAAACACCACAGACAUCCCUUUGUCAGGAUCACAGAGCCAGGAGCCAGUCCAGUGCCAGCAGGGCGACCAGGGAAGUACCACAAGAAGGGAACCAACCUGACGGGGACGCUGGUGGACGAGUGGUCCCGCUGCGUCCGCAACCUGACCGUGUCCUCGCGGGAGAACCAGGCCUCGCGACUCAUCGACGGGAGGGGGUCGUACUGGCAGUCCAGCGGCUCGCAGGGGAAACAUUGGAUCCGAUUGGAGCUGCAGCCGGACAUCAUUGUACACCGCCUGCGCAUGCAGGUGGACCCUGCAGACAGCUCUUACAUGCCGAGCCUGGUGGUCAUCUCCGGCGGAGACCUCCUCUCCAACCUCAAGGAGGUCCGCACAGUCCAUGUCAGCGCCACGGACACUCUGGUCACCCUGCUGCAGGACGUCACAGAGUAUUACAGAUUCCUCGAGAUUUCUAUCAAACAAUGCCGGAGUUCUGGUAUAGACUGUAAGAUCCACGGCCUGUCUGUGGUCGGUCGGAUUCGCGCCGACGACGAAGACAUCGCCGCCAACAUCUCCUUCCUGGCCUCGGACAAUGAAGAGGAGGAGGAGGAGGAAGAAGUGGAGGAUGAGAGGAGCAAUGGACCGAGGGGGAAGCGGGCGGGGAGCAUCAGUAACGUGGGAGAUAUACAGACCAAAGUGUUCGCCUGGGGGCUGAAUGAUAAGGACCAGUUGGGAGGUCCUAGAGGCUCAAAGAUUAAGACUCCUGUCAUGAAUGAGUUUAUGUCAUCACUCAAGUGUGUGCACAUUGCUGGAGGGUCCAAGAGCCUCUUCAUGGUCACUGCGGAGGGUAAGGUCUACGCCUGCGGAGAAGCGACCAAUGGCAGACUAGGGCUGGGCAUCUCCACGGGAACGGUGUCCGUCCCCCGACAGUUGUCGUCCCUCAGCCAGUAUGUGGUCAGGAAAGUGUCUGUCCACUCAGGUGGCCGCCAUGCCAUGGCUCUGACGGUGGACGGAAAAGUCUUCUCCUGGGGGGAGGGAGACGACGGCAAGCUGGGACACUUCAGUCGGAUGAACUGUGACAAGCCCAGACUGAUUGAGGCUCUGAAAUCCAAGCGUGUGCGAGACAUCGCCUGCGGCAGUUCUCACAGCGCAGCGGUUACCUCCAACGGAGAGCUCUACACCUGGGGACUGGGGGAAUAUGGGCGGCUGGGCCAUGGGGACAACACCACACAGCUCAGGCCCAAACAGGUAAAAUCGUUGGCCGGCCAGAGAGUUAUCCAGGUCGCCUGUGGCAGCCGUGACGCCCAGACCCUGGCGCUGACGGACGAGGGGAACGUGUACUCCUGGGGGGACGGAGACUUCGGGAAGCUUGGGCGGGGAGGCAGCGAGGGGUGCAACCAGCCCCACCCCGUGGAGCGGCUGGGAGGUCAGGGGGUCAUCCAGAUUGAGUGUGGGGCGCAGUUCUCCCUGGCACUCACCAAAGCUGGCCAAGUCUGGACAUGGGGAAAAGGAGACUACUUCAGGCUGGGCCACGGCAGUGAUGCGCACGUGAGGAAGCCCCAGAUCGUGGAGGGACUGAGGGGGAAGAAGGUGAUCCAUGUGGCUGUGGGGGCGCUGCACUGUCUGGCCGUCACAGACACUGGACAGGUGUUUGCGUGGGGAGACAACGACCACGGUCAGCAGGGGAACGGCACCACCACCGUGAACCGGCGCCCGUCCCUGGUGCAGGGGCUGGAGGGGGUAAAGGUCACCAGGGUCGCGUGCGGGUCGUCUCACAGCGUCGCCUGGACGACCACGGACUCGGCGGUCCCGUCCCGACACGAGCCCGUCCUGUUCACCAUGUCCAGGGACCCCCUGGGGGCGUCGGCUCUCGGUGUGGAGCCUGAGACAGAUAACAUGGGUGCGAGCUCUACCAGCCAGCUUCCCUCCAAACCUCAUCGACCUUCCCUCGCCAGGAUCGUACUCUCCCUGGAGACCAACGUUGCUAAGCAACAGGCUCUGGGGCACAUCCUGUCCGCUCUGCAGAUCAUCUAUGCAAGGGAGGCACAGGUGAGUGCCCUGGCUGUGCCUGAGUCCUAUGCUGUUAAGGAUAACUCCCAGGAACAGCCCGAGAGUCUGGAAGAAACCAAGCCAGAGAAGACACAGGAAGUGUCCGUGGAAGACAUCGACAUUAGCAUAUCCAAGGAGGAGCCCAAGCACCCCCCUCUGUCUGGAAGUGGUAGCAUCCCAGCUCUCAGUGCUUCUGCCUAUGUGGCAGAAGCCAUUACAUCUACGGAGGAGGUGACCAGUGGUUCGGACCAGGACCCGGCCCCUCCUGUCGCUGACCUGGAUGAGUUCACGGGGAAGCUGAGCGCCGACGACGCCCGAGUUCUCGUGGACCUCCUGAAGUUGGCGGUGGCGGGGCGGGCGGGCGAGUCUGGAAAGGAAGCCAUCUCCGCUGUCCUCACAGCCAUGGGCAAGUUCAACCCUCAGGUGGCUGAGAUGUUGCUGGAGCUAUGUGUGACUGAGCUGGAGGACGUGGCAUCAGACACGGAGGCCAACAGGAACGCCAUGCAGCCCGUGGUACAGGAGAGCCCACACCCGUACGGGGACGAUACUUCCAUCAGUGGGCAUGUUAGGAUCGCAGGUGCGGAGGCGCUGCGUGUAGAGUUUGACCGCCAGUGCUCCACGGAGAGAAGACACGACCCCCUCACAAUCAUGGACGGAGCCAACAGGGUGGUGUCCGUUAGAUCAGGCCGCGAGUGGAGCGACUGGUCGUCUGAGCUGAGAAUAGCAGGUGACGAGCUGAAGUGGAAGUUCACAAGCGACGGUUCUGUGAACGGCUGGGGAUGGAGGUUCACUGUCUUCCCCAUCAUGCCUGCCGCAGCACCUAAGGACCUUCUGUCGGACAGAUCGGUCCUGUCCCGACCUUCCAUUGACCUUGUGACCUGCCUGCUGGACUUCCGGCUGGACGCCAACUGUGUCCGCAGUAUCGUGCCUCGGCUGGCCGCGGCGCUCGCUGCCUGCGCACAGCUCAGCUGUCUAGUUGCCAGCCAGCGAAUGUGGGCCCUGCAGCGUCUGCGGAAGCUUCUCCGAUCGGGGAUGGGUCCGGUACUGAACGUGGAUGCUUUGCUGGGAGAGGGCGAUGAGGAACAGUCCAGGGUCAGUCUUCUAGGAGGGACCCUGGCCUCUCUAGUGAAAGGCCUGCCUGAGAUGCUGCUGAGGCAGUACGAGUAUGAGGAUCCCAUCGUCAGGGGAGGCAAACACCUGCUGCACAGUUCCUUCUUCAUGGAGCUGGUAGCGCUCGCCUGUGAGCUGGGGCUGGACUGCCUGCCCUGCUGCUCCGAGACGCACAAGUGGGCGUGGUUCCGGCGCUACUGCAUCGCCUCUCGUGUGGCGCAAGCCUUGGAGAGAAGGGACACCUUCCCACAGCCAUUCUUUGACGAGGUGAUGAAGAAAGUGAAAGAGAUCAGCGGGGACGGGGAGGUCAAUGACCUAUCCAGAGAACACGAGGACAACCAGGUGUUCCAUCAGGAGCACGACGAGCAGCUCCUCCAGUGGCUGAGCCGUCGCCCGGACGACUGGACGCUGUCCUGGGGUGGCAGCGGGCAGAUCUGGGGCUGGGGUCACAACCACAGGGGUCAGCUGGGCGGGGUUGAGGGGGCAAAGGUCAAACUGCCAACCCCCUGCGAUGCCCUGGCGGCCUUGAGGCCGGUACAGCUAAUCGGGGGAGAGCAGACACUGUUCGCGGUAACUGCUGAUGGAAAGGUGUAUGCCACAGGUUAUGGCGCAGGAGGGAGACUGGGAAUCGGAGGCACGGAGUCAGUGUCCAGCCCCACACUGCUGGAGUCCAUACAGCACGUCCACAUCAAGAAGGUGGCAGUGAACUCUGGCGGGAAGCACUGCCUGGCGCUGUCGUCGGAGGGAGAGGUGUUCUCCUGGGGGGAGGCUGAGGACGGCAAGCUGGGGCAUGGCAACAGGAACUCCUGCGACCGUCCCCGUGUGAUCGAGUCGCUGCGAGGGAAGGAGGUGGUGGACAUCGCCGCAGGGGGUGCGCACAGUGCCUGUAUCACCUCCACAGGGGAGCUGUUCACUUGGGGGAAGGGCCGGUAUGGUAGACUGGGCCAUGGAGACAGCGAGGACCAGAUGAAACCAAAACUGGUUGAGGCGCUGAAAGGCGUCAGAGUGAUCGACGUGGCGUGCGGCAGCGGGGACGCGCAGACGCUGUGCAUCACCGACGACGACUCCGUCUGGUCCUGGGGAGACGGGGACUACGGCAAGCUGGGAAGGGGCGGCAGCGACGGGUGCAAGAUUCCGCAGAAGGUGGAGGCUCUGAUCGGUCAAGGCGUGGUCAAGGUCGAGUGCGGGUCGCAGUUCUCUGUGGCGCUCACCAAGUCCGGAUGCGUCUACACAUGGGGUAAGGGAGACUACCAUCGACUGGGACACGGCUCGGACGAUCACGUGAGGAGACCACGUAAGGUAGCGGCACUUCAGGGAAAAAAUGUCAUCAGCAUCGCCACAGGCUCCCUGCACUGCGUGGCCUGCACAGACCAAGGUGAGGUGUUCACCUGGGGGGACAAUGACGAGGGACAGCUGGGAGACGGGUCCACUAGCGCCAUCCCUCGGCCCAGGCUAGUGGCUGCACUCCAGGGGAAAAAGAUCAACAGAGUGGCAUGUGGCUCUGCCCACAGCCUUGCCUGGUCCACCUCCAAGCCUGUGAACGCCGGCAAGCUGCCGGUCCAGGUCCCUAUGGAGUACAACCACCUGCAGAACAUCACCAUGCCGGUCCUACGAAACCGCCUGGUCCUUUUACACCACUUCUCCGACCUCUUCUGCCCGUCCAUCCCCAUGUUCGACCUCCUGAGGGGGAAGCUGGCGGACGAGAACGGGAGCAAGCCUCUGGUGGGGCUGGACACGCUGCGGGGGGUCCUGGUGUCGUCCGGGAAGGAGGCGGCGUUCAGGAAGGUGGUUCAGGCCACCAUGGUGCGGGACCGCCAGCACGGACCAGUCAUAGAGCUGAACAGGAUACAGGUGAAGCGCUCGAGGAGUAAAGGCGGUCUGGCCGGUCCUGACGGGAUCAAGUCUGUGUUCGGCCAGAUGUGCUCCAAGAUGGCGUCCUUCACGCCGGACAGUCUGCUGCUGCCCCACAGGGUCUGGAAGGUCAAGUUCAUAGGAGAGAGUGUGGAUGACUGCGGGGGAGGGUACAGCGAGUCCAUCGCUGAGAUGUGCGACGAACUGCAGAACGGCUCCACUCCCCUCAUGUGCCUCACACCCAACGGUCGCGAGGAGUCAGGCGCCAACCGGGACUGCUUCAUCCUCAACCCACACGCUAAGGGACCCACGCACAUGAACAUGUUCAGGUUCCUAGGUAUCCUAAUGGGGAUAGCCAUCCGUACCGGCAGCCCUCUCAGCCUGAACCUGGCGGAGCCGGUGUGGAAACAGCUGGCAGGGAUGCCGCUCACCGUCACCGACCUGACUGAGAUAGACAAGGACUAUGUGCCAGGGCUGAUGUACAUCCGAGACAUGGAGAAGGACAGCGAGGCGUUUGACAACCCCCCCAUGCCCUUCAGCACGUCCAGCGCGUCAGGCGACGAGGUGAAGCUGAGCCCGAAGUACUCCACCAUCACCCCCGACAACCGACAGGAGUACGUACGGCUGGCGCUCAACUACAGACUGCAUGAGUUUGAGCAGCAGGUGGCAGCUGUGAGGGAGGGCAUGGCCAGAGUCAUCCCUGUCCCCCUCCUCUCGCUCUUCACUGGGUACGAGCUGGAGACUAUGGUUUGUGGCAGCCCUGACAUCCCGCUGUACAACCUGAAGUCGGUGGCGACCUACAAGGGGAUCGACGCCAACGCGCCGCUGGUCAGGUGGUUCUGGGAGGUCAUGGAAGAGUUCUCCAAUCAGGAGCGCUCGCUCUUCCUCCGCUUUGUCUGGGGACGGACGCGCCUGCCCAGGACGAUCGCCGACUUCAGGGGCCGAGACUUUGUGCUUCAGGUUCUAGAUAAGUACAACCCACCUGACCACUUCCUGCCGGAGUCCUACACCUGCUUCUUCCUACUGAAGAUGCCCAGAUACUCCUGCAAGCCUGUGCUCAGGGAGAAACUAAAAUAUGCCAUACACUUCUGCAAGUCCAUCGACACCGAUGACUACGCUCGCAUCGCUCUAACUGGGGAGACCGUCGCCGAGGAAACAAGUGAGGAGUCGGAAGACGACGAUAUGGACAGCAUCGACUCUGAUUCCGAACCUGUUGAGUCCUCUGAAGACGAAUAAGCCUCCUCCCUGCACCCUCAUUUGUGUAGUGGUACCACCCAGAUGUCUGUCAGUUCAGUCUGGUAUAGGCUCAUCCAUUUUGCUAAUAGGGGAGUUUAAAGCAGUAUACUCCUCUGAAGACACACAAGUCUGGAAUUUCCAGACAACCCCCCAUCUGUGCAUUGGUAUCACCCAGACAUUUGUCAAUGCAUUUCUGUAAUGUGUAUAGGACUCAUCCAUUUAAUGAAUAUAGGGGAAUUCAAAGCAUUUGACUCCUCUGAAGACACACAAGUCUGAAGUUUUUUCAGAGCAUCCCCAUCUGUGUAGUGGUAUCACCCAGACAUGUGGGAGUACAUUUCUGUAUAGGAUUCUUCCAUUUCAUUCAUAGGGGAGAAAAUGCCAGUAGUACAUACUAGUCUAAGUCUUCUCAGAAAUUAGUUUAAGAGAAAGCAAUGCUGUAUCUUGUACAUUGAAAAUCUUUUUUUCGUUUAUGAGCUAAUAAGUAAGGUGAUGCUUAUAUGUGGGAUUGUGUAUAGAAUUAGGAGAAAUCAUGAGAAAAAGAAUUCCAACCUUCUUUACUUAAUCCUGUGGCUGUUAAGUUAUAGCUUUUUUUUACUGCAGUUCAGAAAGCCGGAAACAAUACCAGUAUUUUGUGCAGAGUGGUGCAGUAUGAAAUGUUGCAUGAUGGUCUACAAAAUGUCUGAAAAGUGGACUCCUUUUUUCAUAUUGAAAUUAUUAAUAGUAGAGAUUGGGCAAAGAAGAUCUAGGUGGAAAAAAAAUUAAAAAAUAUUGUCAGAUUUAUGAAGAAGUGAAAACAAAGAGAUAUUAAAAGUUAAAGCAUUAAGUAUAUAGUAAGAAAAGAGGACCGGACAGUGAAAAGAAUUCUGUAUGAUAUAAAAGAAUAUAAGUUGCAACAAAUGGCAAUACUUUGACUAGAAUGCAGUUAUGUAUAGAUGAACUGCGGGGUUGCGAUAUGGUGAAUCGUAAGGCAAGGGGAUAUGACCACAAUGAUACGUGAUACAGAAUACAAAUGUAUGUUCCCUGCCCAUUCUUGGUUUGUCACCAGUGGAAGAUGGUGUGCAUCGUGUUAACAUCAUUAAAGAACAGACAAACUAGA
This is a messenger RNA of Branchiostoma floridae (Florida lancelet), 16916 nucleotides long. RefSeq names its product E3 ubiquitin-protein ligase HERC2-like. Gene Ontology annotation, molecular function: ubiquitin-protein transferase activity; zinc ion binding. The record is from RefSeq and is a predicted model, not a curated record. The coding region runs from base 224 to 15820 and encodes 5198 amino acids. The transcript is spliced from 96 exons. Gene Ontology annotation, biological process: protein ubiquitination. NCBI's taxonomy places the organism in Eukaryota, Metazoa, Chordata, Leptocardii, Amphioxiformes, Branchiostomatidae.